Molecule: messenger RNA, 2469 nt
Organism: Tripterygium wilfordii
Lineage: Eukaryota; Viridiplantae; Streptophyta; Magnoliopsida; Celastrales; Celastraceae
Product: soluble starch synthase 1, chloroplastic/amyloplastic
Exons: 15
Coding region: 217-2175 (652 amino acids)
Cellular component (GO): chloroplast
Molecular function (GO): alpha-1,4-glucan glucosyltransferase (UDP-glucose donor) activity
Source: RefSeq, a predicted model, not a curated record
AGAGUCCCUCUCUCUCUGUCUCUCUCCAAAUCUAUAUGUGAGUAUGUGACGUACGCUAACUCUCAGAAGAGUCACAGAUGUCUUUGGUCUUUACACUAUUUUAACGAGAUUUUCUUUGCUUUUUCACCCCAGUUGUUCACGAUCCCUUUCGUCCUACAUUGGACUCGGCUCUCUGGGUUUCUCUGCUCAUACACAAUUCCUUUCUUUUUGUUUCUCAUGGAGUUGUUGCAAAUAUCUCCUCUUCUGACGUUUCCAAAUCUGUCGCUGAGCAAGCAAAGCCUUGUUAGCCCUAUUAGGCAAGUGGGUUUCUAUUCUUCGAGGCGUGGAUGGUGUCAAAAAGGGUCCUUGAGGCUUGUGAGGGUAGCUACAGGUGACAGUGAAAUUGGGUCCAGUGGUUCACAAGAUGGGUCGUCUGCUGUUGAAGAGGAGAGGGUGGAGAAGAAGGAGGAGGAGGAGGAGGUGGAGAACAGAGGACUACUAUUGGGCACUGAGAGGGAUGGGUCUGGCUCUAUCAUUGGUUUCCACUUGAUUUCUCAAAUUGGCGGGCUUGAAGCCACUAGAUCUCGUGAAGUUGUUGCUCCCGAUAGAGUAGAGGAGAUCAGGGACAUCGAAGAGGAAACAGUCGAAACCAGAGUGACCCACAAUAUUGUAUUUGUCACAGCUGAAGCAGCCCCGUAUUCGAAGACAGGUGGAUUAGGGGAUGUUUGUGGUUCUUUGCCUAUUGCGCUUGCUGCCCGAGGCCAUCGCGUGAUGGUUGUCUGUCCUAGAUACAUACAUGGUACUGCUCAGGAUAAGAAAUAUUCAGCUGCAACAGAUGUAGAACGCCGCAUCAAGAUAUUCUGCUUUGGAGGGGUUCAAGAGGUUUCUUUCUUCCAUGAGUAUAGAGAAGGAGUUGAUUGGGUGUUUGUGGACCAUCCUUCAUACCAUAGACCUGGAAACCCAUAUGGAGAUAUUCAUGGUGCUUUUGGAGAUAAUCAGUUUCGGUUCACUCUACUUUGCCAUGCGGCAUGUGAAGCUCCAUUAGUGCUUCCACUGGGAGGGUUUACCUAUGGAGAGAAAUGUCUAUUUCUUGUUAAUGACUGGCAUGCUAGCCUUGUGCCUGUGCUUUUGGCAGCCAAGUAUCGUCCUUACGGAGUUUAUAAGGAUGCUCGAAGUAUUCUUGCAAUACAUAACCUUGCUCAUCAGGGAGUAGAGCCUGCAGUCUCAUACCAGAAUCUUGGGCUGCCUCCACAAUGGUACGGGGCUUUGGAAUGGAUAUUUCCCACUUGGGCAAGGACUCAUGCUCUCGACACUGGUGAAGCUGUCAAUGUUCUAAAAGGUGCAAUUGUGACUGCAGACCGUAUAAUGACAGUUAGCCAGGGAUAUUCUUGGGAGAUAACAACUGCUGAAGGCGGGUAUGGUCUGCAUGAGCUUUUGACCAGUCGUAAGAGCGUAUUGAACGGGAUAACAAAUGGCAUUGAUGUUACUGAAUGGGACCCUUCUGUAGAUAAACAUAUUCCUUCUCAUUAUUCUGUUGAGGAUCUCUCUGGAAAGCUUCAAUGUAAGAUCGCUCUGCAAAAGGAAUUAGGUCUUCCUAUCAGACCAGAUUGUCCAAUGAUUGGAUUUAUUGGGAGAUUGGACUACCAGAAGGGAAUUGACAUAAUUAGAUCAGCCAUUCCUGACCUUAUGGAAGACGAUGUUCAAUUCGUUAUGCUUGGGUCGGGUGACCCACAGUAUGAAGACUGGAUGAGAGCAGCAGAAUCGACUUACAAGGACAAGUUUCGGGGCUGGGUUGGAUUUAAUGUUCCCAUUUCUCACAUGAUAACGGCAGGCUGUGACAUACUGUUGAUGCCAUCAAGAUUUGAGCCUUGUGGACUAAAUCAAUUGUAUGCGAUGAGAUAUGGAACCAUACCUGUAGUUCAUGGCACAGGAGGACUUAGAGAUACAGUAGAUAAUUUCAAUCCAUAUGCUCAAGGAGGUACUGGUGAAGGUACUGGGUGGACUUUCUCACCACUCACAAAAGAAAGUAUGCUUGCGACGCUAAGGGUUGCUAUCGCAACCUACAGAAAGCACAAAAAGUCUUGGGAGGGAUUGAUGAGGAGGGGAAUGGAGAGAGACUGCACAUGGGAAAACGCUGCCGUUCAAUAUGAGCAGAUUUUUGAAUGGGCCUUCAUUGAUCCACCUUAUGUCAGCUGAAAGUGGAGGGAACAGAAAAGAGAGAAGAUAAACAAGACCGAAACUUCCAUGCUCGCAGCAGGCAGAAGCAGUACUUGCGGGAUUUUUUUUGUUUUCUUGUAUACUGUAUACAUCCUCCUUCUGGGCUUGAGUUUCUACAGUUGUUUUUCUAGUUCAUUUUGUGACUCAGAUAAACUGUUUUCGCACAGAUCCCAUCCUUAUUUUAUCUAUUUAAUUUGAAUCAACCUACUCUAGAAAACAUUCUUGUAACAUUUUUCAAGUAAUACAGAUGGAAAGCUUUGAAUUUUAGGUUUA